This is a messenger RNA of Lachancea nothofagi CBS 11611, 336 nucleotides long. Lineage: Eukaryota; Fungi; Ascomycota; Saccharomycetes; Saccharomycetales; Saccharomycetaceae. The record is from the annotation of a GenBank genome assembly.
AUGUCGUUUCUCACCAAGCACCUUUUUCAGCUGCCUGCCAAGCGAGCCUUGACUACCAUGUCGUCUUUUUCGCCUUUGAAGAUGGGUGUGAUUCGCUCACCAUUUAUACAGGCUGCCAGCACUAGCAUGGUAGAAAAUUCAGUGCCUACUUUCUCAUACCUAAAUGCACUGUUUGGGUUGACUCAAAGAAGAUGGAAAAGCAGAGGUAACACUUACCAGCCGAGCACGUUAAAGCGUAAAAGAAGAGUUGGGUUUCUAGCGAGAGCCAAGAGUAAGCAAGGCUACAAGAUUCUCAAAAGACGGAGAGAAAAAGGCAGAUGGUACCUAACGCAUUAG